Molecule: messenger RNA, 1923 nt
Organism: Meleagris gallopavo (turkey)
Lineage: Eukaryota; Metazoa; Chordata; Aves; Galliformes; Phasianidae
Gene: AQP1
Product: aquaporin 1 (Colton blood group)
Biological process (GO): hyperosmotic response; carbon dioxide transmembrane transport; renal water transport
Cellular component (GO): membrane
Molecular function (GO): glycerol transmembrane transporter activity; carbon dioxide transmembrane transporter activity; ammonium channel activity
Source: RefSeq, a predicted model, not a curated record
ACCACCCAAAGCCCUAUAAAUAAUCCAAGGACCGUAUUUUUUCUCCAGCUUUCUCUUCAGACCUCGAAGGGAAAAUAUCAGGCAGGAGAAAGAAACAGAAGAGAGAGAGGAGGGCAGAGAGAGAGGAGAGAUGGCCAGCGAAUUCAAAAAGAAAAUGUUCUGGAGGGCGGUGGUGGCCGAGUUCCUCGCCAUGAUCCUCUUUAUUUUUAUCAGCAUUGGUUCGGCUCUGGGUUUUAAUUUCCCAGUGUCAGUCAACGGGACAUCAUCAACUCAGGACAACGUGAAGGUUUCGCUGGCUUUUGGGUUAUCCAUCGCGACCAUGGCACAGAGCGUGGGCCACAUCAGCGGUGCCCACCUGAACCCGGCGGUGACCCUGGGCCUCCUGCUGAGCUGCCAGAUCAGCAUCUUCAAGGCGUUGAUGUACAUCCUCGCCCAGUGCCUGGGGGCAGUGGUGGCCACUGCCAUCCUGUCCGGAGUCACCUCCUCUCUGCCCCACAACUCCCUGGGGCUCAAUGCGCUUGCAAAAGGAAUCAAUGCAGGCCAAGGACUAGGAAUUGAAAUCAUUGCUACUCUCCAGCUGGUUUUGUGUGUCCUUGCCACCACAGACAGGAGAAGGAAUGAUGUCUCAGGAUCAGCACCUCUGGCCAUUGGUCUCUCUGUUGCCUUGGGACAUCUCCUUGCAAUUGAUUACACUGGUUGUGGAAUUAACCCAGCCAGAUCUUUUGGCUCAGCACUGAUUGCCAACAACUUCGAAAAUCAUUGGAUCUUCUGGGUUGGCCCAAUCAUUGGAGGAGCAGGUGCUGCCUUGAUCUAUGACUUCAUCCUGGCUCCCAGAAGCAGUGACCUGACUGAUCGCGUGAAGGUGUGGACCAGCGGCCAAGUAGAAGAGUACGAUCUGGAAGGAGAUGAUAUGAACUCCAGAGUUGAGAUGAAGCCAAAAUAAAGAAGGACAAGUUGGGGUGGGGGAACGCAUCGGUUUUUGAAGAUUUUAUCAGUGUUAUAGACUCUUUGUAAACCAGCAAGAAGAACUUUGUUUUGUAAUUCAAUAUGGUUUUCCUUUUUUUUUUGCACCCAAUCUAAAUAGCUUUUUUAUAUCUGGGGUUGUUCAAUUACAUUGUCUUCAGGCCAAGAAUUCAUUAGCAUGAUCUAAAUAAAUUGGGUUGAUAUUUAACCCUUCUCUCACUACUUUCAAAUUUGCUGGUGUAUUCAGUGUGGCUGGCCCUCCCAGCACAUCAUGCAGUAGUGAUGCAUAGUUUGCUGAAAGAAUAAAACUUCAUCUGUACCAUUCGUAGGGGUUUAUACCAGAAAAAGCAUUUAUAUAGAAAUGCAAGGCUGGUAUUUAAUGUCAGCAGUGCAUGUGAAAAAAAUUCUUUAAUCAUUUCCCAGAAGUGUCUUUUGGAAGCAAAGGCUGCUGAAAAUUAUUUGUUAUCUAGAAAGAACCAUAAUUUUCUAAAUUGUUGAUAAUCUCCAAGAAAGAACCAGAAAUACUGUUGAGCAGAACAAGAAGCUCCAGAUCUCCAAGAUCUGUUUACAUUUUUAAGAGUUUCAUCCUCUCUGAACCUGCAUCCAGUUGUGAAGGGAUAACCAAAAAAUGUGUAGAUAUAUGAAUUCCUGGGAAGUAAUAACUAGAAAUGAGAUCGAAGAGCAGUAGUUACAACAGCAACGAGAACAACACGGUGCUGAUAUGCAAACAGGACCUGAUUGUUCCUGUGACUGUUCUACAUUUGCUUGUCUUAUGUAAAUUAACUGUAUAUUUGAAAAGAAACCAGGAAAAAAAAUAAAGACUGCUUUCUUUCUGACCCCAUUUUAACAGCAAGUGCUAUGACAUUCAGGGAGAAUUAGUAGAUAUACACACAGUAUAUUUUCUAAUGAGGGACAAAUACAUACCUGUGUGUAAGUCCAUUUUGAGGGUCAUUUAAAAAA